AUGAGUACUGCCGAGAAGGAGGCGAUGGAGGAGUUCGAACCCUCCAUCAGGAACGUGAUCGAGCAACAUUCUUUACGAUGGAUAUUCGUGGGUGGCAAAGGUGGAGUCGGAAAGACAACCUGCAGUUGUUCCCUGGCAGUACAGCUGUCCAAAGUUAGGGAAAGUGUACUUAUUAUAUCUACAGAUCCAGCGCACAAUAUUUCUGAUGCAUUUGAUCAGAAAUUUAGCAAAGUACCUACUAAGGUGAAGAGUUUUGAUAAUUUAUUUGCAAUGGAGGUUGACCCUAAUGUUGGCAUUACAGAAUUACCAGAGGAAUAUUUUGACAGUGAAACAGUUUCAGGAGGAGAAGCGAUGAAAUUAAGUAAAAAUGUUAUGCAUGAAAUUGUCAGUGCAUUUCCUGGUAUAGAUGAGGCAAUGAGUUAUGCAGAAGUUAUGAAGCUUGUAAAAGGAAUGAACUUUUCUGUUGUGGUAUUUGAUACUGCACCUACUGGGCAUACGUUAAGGCUACUAUCGUUUCCACAAGUGAUUGAAAAAGGAUUGGGAAAAUUAAUGCGUCUAAAAAUGAAGAUUAGUCCUUUUAUCACACAAAUAAGUUCAUUGUUGGGAUUAACGGACUUUAAUGUGGAUACAUUCUCUAAUAAAAUGGAAGAUAUGCUUGCUGUCAUUCAGCAAGUUAAUGAACAGUUCAGAAAUCCUGAUCAAACGACUUUUAUCUGUGUUUGCAUAGCAGAAUUUUUGUCGCUUUAUGAGACAGAACGACUUGUACAAGAAUUAACAAAAUAUGGUAUUGAUACCCAUAAUAUUGUAGUAAAUCAACUAUUAUUUUUAAAAGAAGGAGAUACUCCCUGUCGGCUGUGUCUUGCAAGGCAUAAAAUUCAAGAUAAAUAUUUAGAUCAGAUAAUGGAUCUUUACGAGGAUUUUCAUGUCACAAAGCUUCCAUUAUUAGAAAGGGAAGUACGAGGAGUUCAACAGGUCAGGGAAUUUUCGGAAAAUCUCGUUAUACCGUACAAACCUUAGCAUUUAUGUAAUAAAUGUUUAAUAACAAUAUAACACUUUACACCUAAUUCAAGGUUUUUAUACACUUGCAACCUCGCGCGUUGGAAAUUUGUAUAAAAAAAAAGGUACACCUUUAAUAUACUGCUCGAUUAAGAUAUUUGUUAUUGCAUGUGUUAAUAAAUUCAAUAUUACAUUCGCAUGCACUAUAUAUUUGCAAUAUCUAAUUUGUAUAAUACAAAUCAGUUUAAACACAUAGCAUUAAUAUUACGAUUUAUUU
Molecule: messenger RNA, 1273 nt
Organism: Trachymyrmex cornetzi
Lineage: Eukaryota; Metazoa; Arthropoda; Insecta; Hymenoptera; Formicidae
Product: ATPase ASNA1 homolog
Exons: 6
Coding region: 1-1017 (338 amino acids)
Biological process (GO): tail-anchored membrane protein insertion into ER membrane
Cellular component (GO): GET complex
Molecular function (GO): ATP binding; ATP hydrolysis activity
Source: RefSeq, a predicted model, not a curated record